AUGAACAAAACUUACAAAAACAAUAAUACUGACUCAAGAAUCCUUCUUAUUAGAGUCUCACUACAGGUUGGAUUUAUUUCACAGUCCCAACAAUUCAAGAAUUCCAGCAAGAAUGAAGAUAAUGAUCGUAAUGAUAAACAUCGGGAUAAAGGUGGUGGUGGUGGUAAUAACAAUUGUAGAGAUUGCCCUGAACAAGCUCUUCAAAUCGUGAUGAUGGCAGAGAUACUAUUACUAUUUGGAUUUUUUUUAGCAACUACUCAAUACAACAACAACAAUGAUAACAAUUAUCAAGACAAUAGAAAUUUUAAAUAA
Molecule: messenger RNA, 312 nt
Organism: Entrophospora candida
Lineage: Eukaryota; Fungi; Glomeromycota; Glomeromycetes; Entrophosporales; Entrophosporaceae
Source: the annotation of a GenBank genome assembly